AUGGUUCAAAACAAUUCGGCAAUCACCAAGCGACGCCUCUGCUCUCGAGAACCCGGACCCGAGGAAGCCGCAGCAAUGGUUCACACCGUCAGCUACAAUGCGGAAUUUGUGGCUGCCCUGCUCGCUUCCGCGAAGGAGGCGGUGGGGAAGAACCUCGGGGACGGUGCGGCCCAAAGGAAUAGUAACAAUAUGCAGGACCUGAUCGAGCGCAUGGGGCCGAGCAAAGUGAGCGCCUUGCUGAUGGAUGACCCGGUGCGUGCGAAGCCUCCUGUCAUCCCCUGCGCCCCCCCCGCUUCAUGUUUCUGCUGCCCGCCUCUCUGCUCCCCUCCCAACGUGCGCCCGGCGUGGCAACGGGUCCGUGCGCCGACUCAAAACAGAGCCCUUCCUCCCUGA
Molecule: messenger RNA, 393 nt
Organism: Prorocentrum cordatum
Lineage: Eukaryota; Dinophyceae; Prorocentrales; Prorocentraceae
Source: the annotation of a GenBank genome assembly